Eucalyptus grandis is the source of this 1148-nucleotide messenger RNA. Its product is annotated as acid phosphatase 1. The record is from RefSeq and is a predicted model, not a curated record. Gene Ontology annotation, molecular function: acid phosphatase activity. NCBI's taxonomy places the organism in Eukaryota, Viridiplantae, Streptophyta, Magnoliopsida, Myrtales, Myrtaceae.
CUCUCUCUCCUCUCUCUCUCUCUCUCUCUCGCCCACAUACAUGAUCAUCUGUCUCUCUUCGAGGUUGAGAUCCAGGUUUCCGAUCCUCAUAAGAUCGACGACGCCCAGUUCCCUUCCAUUUUUGAUACAUAAAAUAAUGUGAUGUAGCCGAAUUAUUCGCUUUGCUAUUAUUCCACGAAGGUUAUGAAGGAUCAAACUCACAUGAUAAGAGCCAUGGCGCAUCGGGUACAGGAGCUACUAGUCCAAGUGGUCUUGGCCAUCUUUCAUAAAGCAACAUUCGGCAAGCCGAGCUGCCAAUUCCAAUUGAGGGCGAGCAACGUGCCAGCAGAGGCAGAAGGUGGCAAUGGUUUCUGGUUGAGCUGGAGGCUUGCAGUGGAGGCGAACAACAUGAGCGCAUGGCGCACAGUCCCACCCCAGUGCCAGCGGCAUGUCGAGUCCUACAUGACCGGGGAGUAUGAGCAGGACCUCAAACUGAUCGUCGACCAGGUCACAGCUUAUGCCAAUGGAAUUACUGUGUCCAACGACGGCAUGGACGCUUGGAUCUUGGACAUUGAUGACACAAUCAUUUCCAAUAUGCUUUACUACAAGGGAAAGAGAUAUGGAUGUGACCCGUUCGAUGCGGCGGGGUUUAAGGCGUGGGCGGCACGAGGAGAGUGCCCAGCGAUACCGGCGGUGCUGGGGCUGUUCAAGAAGCUGGUAGAUGAUGGAUUCAAGGUCAUCUUGCUCACGGGCAGAGACCCAGAGACGCUUGGACCUGCCACUUUUAACAAUUUGCGUAAUCAGGGAUUUCAUGGCUAUGAACGGCUGAUUAUGAAGACACAGGCUUAUAAAGGGCAAAGGGCGAUAACAUAUAAAUCAGACAUAAGGAGGCAAUUGGUGGAAGAAGGGUACAGAAUCUGGGGGAACGUUGGGGAUCAAUGGAGUGAUCUUCAGGGUCAAUUCGUGGGCAAGCGAACUUUUAAGAUUCCUAAUCCCAUGUACUUCGUUCGUUGAGAACAUUUUUAUUUUUUGGUCGGAACCUGAGAACAUUACAAACCGAUUAUUCCCAUAAUUUUCUGUACUUUAAUAAUGAAAAAAAAAUAGUAAAUCGACCAAUUGUGUUUUUGAAUGACAAUGAGAAAAAAAAAUGGGAGAGGGAAAUAAGAUUA